Molecule: messenger RNA, 1527 nt
Organism: Leptidea sinapis
Lineage: Eukaryota; Metazoa; Arthropoda; Insecta; Lepidoptera; Pieridae
Product: nucleoplasmin-like protein
Exons: 6
Coding region: 148-714 (188 amino acids)
Biological process (GO): chromatin remodeling
Cellular component (GO): cytoplasm; nucleoplasm; nucleolus
Molecular function (GO): RNA binding; chromatin binding; histone binding
Source: RefSeq, a predicted model, not a curated record
AGUGACACUUCAAGUUCAGUAAUAGUGUUCUGUGGUUCGCACUUCGCACUCAAGAAGAGUCAAGCUCCAAGUCUUAACUCAAAUUUUUGUGUGCCGGCUUUGCACGUGAACGUGUUGGAAAAAUCUCAAUUUAUAUAAUAAAUCACUAUGUCGGACGAAUAUUUCUAUGGAGUCACACUCUCAUCAUCUCACCAGUCAGAGACAUGGGACCCCGAGGCGAAAGCGGAGUACCCAAGAAGCAACAAGCUUCUCAUCCGCACAGCUCUACUAGGACCAGACGCAAAGCCUGAUGAACUCAAUGUUGUGCAGGUUGAAACAAUGUGCUUACAAGACUCAAUUAAGAUACCAGUGACGAUCUUAAAGGUUGGAGAGACCAGACAAGCGCGGCUUGAUAUUGAGUUCCCUGAUGCACCAGUUACAUUCACACUAACUCAGGGAUCAGGACCUGUGCAUUUAAUUGGUCAACAUCUACUAGGUGCACUGGUUGAGGAGUUUGAAGAUAUGGAAGAAAUGGAAGAAGAGAUGCUAGAUGAGGAAGAGGGUGAUGACUCCCAGUUCAAGGAAGAUGAGAAUAAAAGGAAAUCCUCGGCGGGAAAACGCAAGACGAAUGAGGAUGAGGAUGACGAUGAAGGGGAGCCAAAGGGCAAGAAGUCAAAAGUGUCAAACAAUGCCAAAGGAAAGGCUCCAUCACCGAAGAAAAAUGCCAAGAAGUAAACCGCCUCCUACUGUUUAUAUUGACUUCACCACACUGUCUACUGCCAGUUACAUGCAAUAUGCUGAGUUUCUUAUCUGUUUUGCAUGGCUGGUUUGACAUUUCUCAAUUUAUAUGUCUAUAACUGGUUGUGAAGACGUUGUAUAAUUAAAUGAUACUUGACAUAACUUUUCAUAUAUGUAUAUGACAUAAUGUUUGUGUAUCCAACAUUAAUCAGUGAUUCACUUUGGCAUGUAUAUCUAUUCAUAGACUGAUGAUAAUUUACUAAAGUAUUACCGGUAUGUUAACUAGAAUCUAGUUCGUAUUUGCAGAUGCAUAAUGGGGCUAGACUGGUAGUGCACAGUGUGUGCCAAGUAGAGAAUAGAUGUAACAACAUAGUUUGGUAAUUGUUUAGGGUAUAAACACUGUAUGAGAAAUGACGAGAGUGCUUGAGUGAGUGUUGUGAUGUUGCUGGCUUCGAGAUUUUCAUUUCACAGAGUUCACAGAAGCUGGCACAUGUUCAUAUAGUGUUAGUAGUAAAUCUAAUUUAACUGUCUUUGUGGAAUGGAAGUCUAUAUUUUGAUACCAGUGACCUUGUGUGACGUUUUGUGAAACUUAAUUAUUUCAUUCCUUACUGUGGUAUAAGUGAUUUUAGUCAAAAUUCAUACAGAUGUAUUUGAUAUAAGUUAAUGUAAGCAUAAUCAGUGUAUGGACGAAGUGUAUUGGAAUUGCUAACAAUUUUCUGAAUUCAGAAAGAAAACUGAUCUAUAAUAGUUUGUUUGUACAUAUACAUUUUACUUAAGAAUGGUAAUAAAAUAAACCUUAACUGCAUAUAA